AUCUCUUCCACAGCGACUUGUCCUCUCAGCCAUCCCGUACCUUUCCUCUUCUCCUCGCCCAAGCUCCAAUCUGACCCAAUGCGGCCAUGAAAUCUCUCCUCUAGUCGAGCUGCCGCCGUGCCGUGCUGUGCCUUAGAGCCACCGCCGACGCGUCACAUCCCAAACACUCCGUGCGUCGCCGUUCCCGUCCCACUCCAUCGCGGCAUCGCCUCCCUACAGUCUCCACCCCGCCCGCAAUCUCGGAUAUUGUUUCUCGAGGCAGGAUCUCUGGAUCCGUGAGAGAAACCUUGCCGGGGCCACGGGGAAUGUGAUCGGAAGCAACCGGGGGCUCAAUCAGAAAUGGCUAUACCAGGGAGCAGUACUGGCGGCGGCAGGCCGGCUAAUGGCGCAGCUGCCAUCAAUGGCGACGCCAGAUUCCACUCCCAGCAAGAGCAGGAUAAGGGCAGAUGGGCAGGCUGUUUUUCUGGCUUGUCAUGCUUCGGAUCGCAAAAGGGUGGAAAGCGGAUUGUUCCUGCAGCACGUGUGCCUGAUGGGAGUGCAUCUACUAACCGUGGAAAUGGUCGCCAGUCUGGUGGCAAUUCCAACCAGCAUGCGGCUAUGAAUCCAUCCCUUCUUGCCCCACCAUCAUCGCCAGCAUCCUUCUCACACUCUGCACUUGCUUCGACUGCUCAGUCACCUAAUUGCUUCCUGUCAAUAUCCGCAAACUCUCCUGGUCCAACAUCUAAUAUGUUCGCUGUUGGACCAUAUGCCAAUGAACCUCAACUUGUCUCACCACCAACAGCCUUUUCAACUUACACAACUGAGCCCUCCACAGCGCCACUGACCCCUCCCCCUGAAUUAGCUCAUGCAACCACUCCAUCAUCCCCAGAUGUUCCAUAUGCUAGGUUUCUUUCAUCUUCUAUGGGUCUUAAAGCUGCUGGCAAGGAUCAAAACAUGCAUUACUUAUCAACGGCAUACUCUGGUAGUUCAGGAUUCCAGGGAUCUUAUCCACUUUACCCAGGGAGCCCUUCUAGCAGUCUCAUAUCACCUGCCUCGGUAACUCCAAGAACCGGUCUUUCCUCACCUAUCCCUGAGCAAGAUGUUCCCACUGCACAUUGGAAGACAUCUAGGUCCGCCUGUGACACACCGUAUUCAAUUGCAUCUCCCAUUCCUGAGCAAGAGGUGCCUACGGCACAGUGGAAGACUUCUAGAUCUGCUUGUGACACGCCGUAUUCCAGGACAUCGCCAUCCAACAUGUUUGGGCUUGAUUCAGCUGCCUCCAGAAACUAUCUGCUAGAUAGCAAUUUUUUCCGUCCAGCUGCAUCUGCUCAGUUCUACCUGGAUCAGGCUCAGCAGUCAUUUCCAUACAAUGGUGGGAGGCUUAGUGUUUCAAGGGACAAACAAGAUUGUGAUGAGGUUGAAGCUUACCGAGCAUCUUUUGGAUUCAGUGCAGACGAGAUCGCAACAACUCAACAUUAUGUAGAAAUACCAGAUGCUGUUGAUGAUGGAUUCAGCAUAUCUCCAUUCGGGAACAGUGCCACUGCUACUGAGGUGUGCCUGCCUAAUCAGGUUCAGAGCAUGGAUAAGAUGGACAAGUCAGUGUUCAAUGUAAAGCAGAUCACAAGUCCAAACAAGUCAGCAGACCAGCUCUCCAGCGGCACAACACAUAAAGUAAUGCACCUGGAUAUGUUCAAAGGAACAAAAGGGGGCCAUCUGUCCGACGAUGACGCGAGCCUGAAAGAUUGCCAUCCUUUCAGCAAGGCGAGGGAUGAAAUAUCUCUAAAACCCAUAGAGGUGAGGAAGAAAUCUCCGCCUGGCGAGGCAUGCUCAGAUGCAGAAGUCGAGUACAGAAGGGCGAGGAGUUUGAGAGAGGCCAACAGUGCUCUGUCAUGGCGCAGUACACUGUCGAGACAGCUACAGUAAUGGUGCGCUAGCAUGCAGGACAAGUUUCAGAGUUUCCUUAGCCUAGUGUGCAUCCGUUCGAGCUGUUAGAAGUAAUCUGUAGUAGUCGAAGAGUAGCCUGUAUUACAGUACGUUAUAUCUGGGGAUUCUUGCUGCCAGAUUGUGCUUCUGGAUAUGUGAUGACAACCAGCUUUGUAUUCUGUUUAAAAUUGCCGUGUUCCUCUUUUGUACUAGACACUCUCUAAUCGUUAGCCGGUUAUAUGAAAUGAAAGGAUGCUGCAGCA
Lolium rigidum is the source of this 2165-nucleotide messenger RNA. RefSeq lists its product as uncharacterized. The record is from RefSeq and is a predicted model, not a curated record. The coding region runs from base 340 to 1902 and encodes 520 amino acids. NCBI's taxonomy places the organism in Eukaryota, Viridiplantae, Streptophyta, Magnoliopsida, Poales, Poaceae. The transcript is spliced from 4 exons.